GGCCUCCGGUGGUUCUUGAAUGCAACUUGAUUACACGUUAGCAGCGUGAUCUUUGGACCCAACAUAAGCGUCAGUACUGGUUUGAAGCGCACGAACAGAAGCCGUGAUGGCCGGACCGCCUGUUAUCAUACUGGAGCAUGAAGUUGAGCGCCUGUUGCGGUAUACAGAGCUGAUCCCCCGUCUGGAGGAAGCUCUGGGGAAAUUCUCCAGACGGGACAGCGCAGAGCUCAUCCAGCCUGUGCGCUGCACAGUGCCCCUGCAGAAACACAGCGGCUUCAUGGGAUUGAUGCCUGCAUAUAUGGAGAAGGAUGGAGUCUUGUGCACAAAGUUUGUGUGUUUCUACAAGCGGGCGGAGGACUCAGCUUUGCCCGCUGUGCAAGCCACGGUGGUGCUGCUAGACCCAGAGUAUGGGAAUGUGAAGGCUGUCAUGGAGGGAGAGGUCAUCACUUGCAUGAGGACAGCUGCAGUCUCGGCAAUCUCUGCUAAGCUGCUGAUGCGUCCUGAAGCGGAGGUGCUGUCCAUCUUGGGUGCUGGCAAACAGGCCCUGAGCCAUUACAAUGUCUUCACAGAAAUGUUUUCAUUUAAAGAGGUGCGUGUUUGGAGCCAAACAGGAGAGGGAGCGGAGAGGUUUUGCCGGACUGUCAGCGGUCCGGUGACGAUAUGUACCACAGUAGAGGAGGCAGUGAAGGGAGCGGACGCCAUAGUGACAGUAACCAGAAGUACAGAACCGGUGCUCUUCGGUCAGUGGGUCAAACCAGGAGCCCACGUGGCAGCAGUGGGGGCCUGCAGACCAAACUGGCGUGAGGUGGAUGAUGUGUUGAUGAAGGAGGCGGUGGUGUAUGUCGACAGCAGAGAAGGAGCAAUGGCCGAGUCUGGUGAUGUCAUCCUCUCUGGGGCUGAGGUGUUUGCAGAACUUGGAGAUGUUAUUAACGGGACAAAACGUGCCCACAGAGAGAAGACAACUGUGUUCAAAUCCCUUGGAAUGGGAGUUGAAGAUGCAGUGUCUGCUGCCCUGGUAUUUGACCAAUGGAAACUCCAAGCCAGGCAACCAUGAAGAGGACAUGUAUUUCAAUCCUCACCUCUCUGUUUAACCUUUAUGCUGCAUAAUCUGAUGUAAUGUAAUGUCGGAAAGGACUGGAAAUAAUAUUGUUCUGUUAUGAAUUCAUUUUACUUUAUUUUGUUCACCAUAGGAAAAAAUGACAAAAGCAAAUAUAAUUCAUUUGUUUAAGCAUUUAAGCAUUUAUUCUAGCAAACCAGUCAGGCUGGUAUAGAAGUGGUUUGAACUAAAUGCUAAUGUCAACAGACUAACAUGAUCGUGGUCAUUAGGUUUAACUUUCAGCAUUUGCUUGGUCCGUUAGUAUACUAACAUUAAUCUUAACAUGCUGUUGUUUAGUUGGUAUGCUUAACAAUGUUCACGAGAUAUAAAUCACAACAGAGUAUUUUCAGGUAAUUUAGUUCAUGAGUUUAUUUGCUUUAAAAAAAAAAAAAAAAUCAGCAUAUUACUAUGUGAAAAUGAAACCACAUUUAGCAAGAAAGUAAAUCUAACUGUGCACUUCCACUGCGCCACUGAAACACUGAUAAAAGGAGUCCAGGUAUACAGCUGUUCACCAGGGCACUCAUGCAAUUUCAUCAUUCAAAUUAAAAUGCAUUUGCUGACCCAAA
Molecule: messenger RNA, 1662 nt
Organism: Scatophagus argus
Lineage: Eukaryota; Metazoa; Chordata; Actinopteri; Scatophagidae
Gene: crym
Product: crystallin, mu
Exons: 8
Coding region: 107-1054 (315 amino acids)
Biological process (GO): thyroid hormone metabolic process
Cellular component (GO): cytoplasm
Molecular function (GO): thyroid hormone binding
Source: RefSeq, a predicted model, not a curated record